This is a messenger RNA of Prunus avium (sweet cherry), 6240 nucleotides long. The record is from RefSeq and is a predicted model, not a curated record. NCBI's taxonomy places the organism in Eukaryota, Viridiplantae, Streptophyta, Magnoliopsida, Rosales, Rosaceae.
AUGAGUUCUUUUGGUUUGCCACUGGCACUUAAAGUUUUAGGCUCUUUCUUGAUUGGAAGAACCAUAGCAGAGUGGGAAAGCCAAUUGGAGGAAUUGGAAGGAAUCCCUCCAAAAGAUAUUCUAAAAAAACUAAGAAUAAGCUAUGAUGGUCUAGAUCAUAACGAGAAGUGUAUAUUCCUUGAUAUAUCUUGUUUCUUCACUGGAAUGAACAAAGACCAUGUCAGCAAAAUAUUAGAUGGAUGUGGCUUUAAAGCAGAAAUAAAAAUCAGUGUCCUCCUUCAGAAGUGCCUUGUAACUGUUAAUGAAAAGAACCAGCUAAUGAUGCAUGAUCUACUUCGAGACAUGGGCAGAGCAAUCUGUCAAGAAGGUGACCCAGAAGACCGGACUAGAUUGUGGCUCCGCCCUGAAGAUGUGACAGAUGUAUUCGAAGACAAAUCUGGAACUAAAAAAGUUGAAGGACUUGCUCUAAAUCUGCGAAGCUCGGAAAAGGCUAGUUUCGGUACUGAAGCAUUUAGCAAAAUGAGAAAAUUGAAAUUGCUCCAGCUCAACUAUGUAGAGCUCACCGGAGAGUACAAAUUUCUUUCCAAAAAUUUAAGAUGGUUGUGCUGGCAUGGAUUCCUCCUAGAUUCGAUACCAGGUGACUUUGAUCUAACAAGCCUAAUUGCUAUGGACCUGCAGUUUAGCAAACUCAAAGUAGUUUGGAAGGAUUGCAAGUUGCUUGAGAAGUUGACAAUCAUUAAUCUGAGUCAUUCUCAUGAUCUAACAACAUCACCAGACUUUUCAAAAGUCCCAAAUCUCGAGGAGUUGAUAUUGGAAUGCACGAGUUUGUCUGAUGUCCAUGAAUCCAUUGGUGAUCUCAAAAGACUUGCUUUGGUAAAUCUUGAACACUGCAGAAUGCUUAAAGAUCUCCCACUGAAUUUAUAUAGAUCGAAGUCUAUUGAAACUCUUCUACUUAAUGGUUGUUCAAGAUUUGAAAACUUGGCUGAGGGCUUAGGGGACAUGGUAUCAUUGAGAACUCUGGAAGCAGACGAUACAGCUGUAACAAAAGUACCAUCUUCCAUAGUAAAAUUGAAGAACCUGAGAUCUUUAUCUCUAUGUGGUUCGGAACGGUUAACUGGCUCUUUGCCCCAUUCUUACCUGAGAUCAACCGGUUUUUUGCCCCCUUUGUUAGAUGGCUUAAACUCUUUAAGAAAAUUAGCUCUUGCAGACUGCAGUUUAACAGAUGAUGAACUCCCUGAGGAUCUCGGGAGCCUAAGUUCCUUAGAACAUUUAGAUUGUGGACAAAAUUCUUUUUGUAGACUGCCAAGCCUAAUUGGUCUUUCAAAGCUGGAAUAUGGAAAACUUCGUGCAAUCCAAGAAUUACCGACAAAUCUGAAAGUUCUGAGAGGGUUUGGCUGCACAGCAUUGGAAACAAUGCCAGAUUUUUCAGAAAUGUCAAGUAUAAGAGAACUGUAUUUAUCUGAUUCGUACAAACUCACUGAGAUUCCUGGCCUGGAUAAGUCAUUAAACUCCUUGACAAGGAUUCAUAUGGAAGGCUGCACGAAUCUCACCCCCAUUUUCAGAUGGAAAAUCCUACGGGGAUGGACUUCUUGCGGAUUUGGAGGCAUUUAUCUUGAAGGGAUUUAUGGUAUUCCUAAGUGGUUCAAGUUGGUUGGUAAUGGGUACAAUGUAGUGAAUUUUGAAGUGCCCCAAUUCAGACGUGAAUUAAAAGGGUUAACGUUGUGUUGUGUUUACUCUUCAGACAACCCAAAACCAACAGAUGGUCUGGGCAUUAUGGUUAGAAAUGUAACGCAGGGAACUACUUUGCACACCUGGCCAGCAAUUGCCUCGGUAAAAACAGACAGUAAACCUAAAGAUUAUUAUCUUUGGCAGGGACAACUAUCGAACGAUAGGCUCAGUUUGCAAGGUGGGGAUAAAGUCUUGCUUUCUGUAUUUGCUACAGUUGAUUUUGUGAGAGUGAAGAUAGCAGGGGUCAAUCUAGAAUGGGUCAAAGUUAUGAAGGAAAAUAUGCAUGAUUCGGAUCCUCAUCUAUAUGAUUUGGACCCAUAUCCUGAUUGGUUGUCGAGAACUCCAGAUGAGGCAGGACCAAGCCAAGGCGAACCAUUAAGAGAAUCAGUUCUUGCAAUCUACAACGAAUAUGCGGCAGGACCAAAUCUCAAGAGGUUGAUGUUGAAAGGUUGUAAGAAUAUGGCUGAAGAAAUGGAUGAAAAAGAAGCUCUAGAGCUCUUUAGUCGGCAUGCCUUCGAAAGUGGUUAUCCUAAUCAAGAAUAUCUUGACCUCUCAAAACGUGUAAUUCGUUACUGUCAAGGUUUGCCACUAGCACUUAAAGUUUCAGGGUCUUUUCUGAAGAAAAGAACCAAAACAGAGUGGGAAAGCCAUUUGGAGAAAUUGGAAAGAAGUCCUCCUGAUGGAGAUAUUCAAAAAAUACUCAGAAUAAACUUUGACAGCCUACCUGAUGAUACAACGAGAGAGAUAUUCCUUGAUAUAUCUUGUUUCUUUAUAGGAAUGGACAAGGACUAUGUAACACAAAUAUUAGAUGGAUGUGGCUUUUAUGCAACGAUAGGAAUCAGUGUCCUCAUCGAACGGUGCCUUGUAACUGUUAGUGAGCAAAACAAGCUGAUGAUGCAUGAUUUGCUUCGAGACAUGGGAAGAGAGAUCGUUCGUGAAAAUGCCCACGGUCAACCUGAAAAAUUUAGUAGAUUGUGGAAACAUGAAGACGUAAUAGAUGUAUUGAGCUAUGAAUCUGGAACUGAAGAAAUUGAAGGAGUUGCUCUAGAGUUGGGUCCAUCUUGGCAUCGACAUCGGGCUCCAGUCCAGAAAAGUGCGGCUUCAGGUUUGCAUUUUCAAGAUUUUGGUCCAGGUUUGACUAGAUUCAGUGCACAAGCAUUUACCAAGAUGAAAAAAGUGAGGUUACUCUGCCUUAGAGACGUAGAGCUCACUGGAGAGUACAAAGAUUUUCCCAAAAAGUUAAUAUGGUUGGGCUGGCGUAGAUUCCCUUUAGAAUCCAUACCAGAUGACUUUCCUAAUCAACCAAACCUAGUUGCUUUAGACCUGCAGGAUAGCAAACUCAAAAUAGUUUGGAAGGAUUGCAAGUUGCAUCAGAAUUUGAAAAUCCUUAAUCUCAGCCAUUCCCGUGAGCUAACAAAAACACCAGACUUUUCAAAACUCCCAAAUCUCGAGGAAUUGAUAUUGCAAUACUGUUUGAGUUUGUCUGAGGUUCACUCAUCCAUCGGGGAUCUUGGAAGACUUACUUUGGUAAAUCUUCAAUGCUGCAGGAAACUAAGGGAUCUCCCACUGAAUUUCUAUAAAUCCAAGUCUGUUGAAACUCUUCUACUUACUGAUUGUUCAAGAUUUGAUAAGUUGGCUGAGGGCUUAGGGGACAUGGUAUCAUUGACAACUCUGAAAGCAGAUAAGACAGCCAUAAGACAAAUACCAUCGUCCAUAUUAAAAUUGAAGAAACUGAAAGUUUUAUCUUUGGCCCAAGUAUCAAAAAAUCUUUGGCCCAAGUAUCUCGGUAGCCUAAUUUCCUUAGAAAAUUUAGAUCUUGCAAGCAAUGACUUUUGCAGCCUACCAAGCCUUAGUCGUCUUUCACAGCUUCAAGUUUUGUCUUUAGAGUGGUGCAAAAAUCUUCGUGCAAUCCCAGAUUUACCAACAAAUUUGAAAGUCUUGAAAGCAAAUGGCUGCCCAAAAUUGGAAACAAUUUCAGAUUUUUCAGAAAUGUCAAAUAUAAGAGAAUUGUAUCUAGGUGAUUCGGGCAAACUCACUGAGAUUCCAGGCCUGGAUAAGUCAUUAAACUCCAUGACAAGGAUUCAUAUGGAAAAGUGCACUAAUCUCACUGCCGAUUUUCGGAAGAACAUCCUACAGGGAUGGACUUCUUGCGGAUAUGGUGGCAUUUUUCUCAGUGGAAAUGAUAUUCCUGAUUGGUUCCACUGUGUCCAUGACGAUGAUAUUGUGUAUUUCACUGUGCCUCGAAGUGUUGGUCGUAAUUUGAAAGGGUUAACUUUGUCCUUCGUUUACUCUUCAGACUCAUUCACCAGUUUUUGCAUUAGCAUUAAAAACAUGACCGAGGGUACUGAGCUUGACGCCAGUAUCAUACCCGAUUGUACAAUGGAGGGUUAUUAUCUUUGGCAGGGACAGUUAUCAAAUGACGAGCUCAAAUUGCACGACGGUGAUAAAGUCUUGAUUGAAAUAAUAUACGAAUGUAAUUUGAUGAAGGUGAAGAAAACAGGUGUUAGUCUGGUAUGGGACAAAUUUAUAAACGAAAAUAUGAUUGAUUAUCAUCUUUGUGCGUAUGAACGACGCCCAUCUCAAAAUCUGGUCAAUGAUGAUGACAUCAUUCAUGUGGAAGAUGAUAAUCACAUAACAAAAUCACCAGACUUUUCAAAAUUCCCAAAUCUCGAGAAGUUGAUAUUGAAAGACUGUGUGCGUUUGUCUAAGGUUCACUCAUCCAUCGGGUAUCUUGGAAGACUUUCUUUGGUAGAUCUUGAAGGCUGCCGAAUGCUAAGGGAUCUCCCACUGAAUUUCUAUAAAUCCAAGUCUAUUGAAACUCUUAUACUGAAUGGUUGUUGGAGAUUUGAAAACUUGGCUGAUGGCUUAGGGGACAUGGUAUCAUUGACAAUUUUGACAGCAGAUGACACAGCCAUCAGACAAAUUCCAUCUUCCAUAUUAAAAUUGAAGAAGUUGAGAAUUUUAUCUCUAUCUGACUGCAGGUUAACUGAGGAUGCAAUCCCUAAGGAUCUAUGUUGCCUAAUUUCCUUAGAACAUCUGCUUCUUGGAGGCAAUGAUUUUCGUAGCCUGCCAAGCCUCGCUGGUCUUUCAAAGCUCAAGGUCUUGUGUUUAAAUGCAUGCAGAAAACUUCUUGCAAUUCCAGAUUUACCAACGAAUUUGUAUGUUCUGGAAGCAAAUGGCUGCCCAGAAUUGGAAACAAUUCCAGAUUUUUCAGAAAUGUCGAAUAUGAGAGAAUUGUAUCUCUGUGAUUCGUUCGAACUCACUGAGGUUCCAGGCUUGGAUAAGUCAUUAAACUCCAUGACAAGGAUUCAUAUGGAAGGCUGCACCAAUCUGACUGCGGAUUUUAGGAACAACAUCCUACAGAGAUGGACUUCUUGCGGAUUUGGUGGAAUUUAUUUGAAUGGAAUUUAUGAUAUUCCUGAGUGGUUCAAAAUCGUCAAUCAAAUGGACAUCGUCUUCUUUGAAGUUCCUCAAAUAAUCAUGGGUCGUGAUUUAAAAGGGUUGACUAUAUGCUUCGUUUACUCUUCAGACAGGCCAAAACUCGAAGAUUCUCAAGGUCGUACUGGCAUUAUCGUUAGAAAUCUUACCAAACAAACUGCUUUGCGCACCUGUAUAGCAUUUGCCUCGGUAAAAACUUCCAGUAAACCUGAAGACCAUUAUCUUUGGCAGGGACAAUUGUCAAACUAUGUGCUCCGUUUGGAAGGCGGUGACCACGUAUCGAUUCUUGUAAGGCCUGAUGAUGUUGAUUUAGUGAGAGUGAAGAAGACAGGGGUUCAUCUAGAAUGGGACAAAGUCAUGAAGGAAAAUAUGGAUAAUCCGGAUCGUCAUUUGUAUGAUUGGGAAACAAAUGGGGAUUUUUCAGGGGGAGUUGAUGACUCCAUUUCAAGAAACAGAGAGAACAAAGGGAAGAAAAUCAAAGAGAAGGAGGAUAGGAUCGUUUGAUUAUGUUUAAACCACCGACAUAUUCAGAGAAGUAUGAGGAAGAGACCUGAAGAAGAAGGAAAGAGAAAUAGAGAGAAAUUGUAAUCUUGAUUUCUGUAUUUCUUAAUCUUUUAAGCUACAACACUAUUACACUUUAUACAGCUGUCUAACUAAUUCACAUACACCAAGGCACACCUAACUCACUAACUGAUAACAAUGACAUCAAUAGUUAACAGUUAGUGCGCUUUAAGUAUUUCUUAAUCUUGUAACCAACCGUGUCGAUAUUCUACAAUGUGGAGGCUAGAGAUGUGAGGAAUCAGACUGGUUUGCACACCUGGAAAGCAUUUGGCUCGGUAAAAACUUCCAGUAAACCUGAAGACUAUUAUCUUUGGCAAGGACAAUUGCCACACCUGAUAAUGCGGCAGGACGGAGCCAUGACGCAUCUGUUCCCGGUGAUCAAAUGAGUGCUAUAGUUGAAGAAUCAGCAGUGGAAGACGAUCCUUUUGGCCAUGGCGGAUGAUGGAGCAGGACGGAGCCAUGAUGCAUUUGUUCGCACUAAUCAAUCGAGUGUUUUGGAUGAACAAUUAGCAA